Messenger RNA from Mobula hypostoma (lesser devil ray), 4145 nucleotides. RefSeq names its product antioxidant 1 copper chaperone (gene atox1). The transcript is spliced from 4 exons. Gene Ontology annotation, biological process: copper ion transport. Gene Ontology annotation, molecular function: metal ion binding; copper chaperone activity. Gene Ontology annotation, cellular component: cytosol. Lineage: Eukaryota; Metazoa; Chordata; Chondrichthyes; Myliobatiformes; Myliobatidae. The record is from RefSeq and is a predicted model, not a curated record. The coding region runs from base 52 to 258 and encodes 68 amino acids.
GCUGGAGACGGGAGCGGCCGAGCGGAGGAGCGGAGGAGCGGAGGAGCGGAGAUGUCGAAGCACGAAUUCUUCGUGGAUAUGACAUGUGAAGGCUGCUCUAAUGCAGUGACUCGAGUGCUGAAUAAACUAGGAGAUGUACAGUUUGAUAUUGAUCUCCCCAACAAGAAAGUUUUUAUUGACUCUAAACACAGUGUGGAGACUUUGACAGAACAUCUGAAAAAGACGGGGAAGGAUGUACAAUAUAUUGGAAAAAAGUAGAGCACAUAUGGUGGUCAAGGUAACUGAAAAGAAACACCAGCCAGACAGGUGAAAUCAAAGAAUUCCUCUGGCAGCAGAUUCAAUAGAACCAAAUUACAGGGCAACAGCAGCUGGAUUCUUUGUGAACAUAAUUAAAACUCUAACUUCAAUAAUUAUUAAUGUCAAAUUGAAUGGAAAGCAAAGAGCUGUUUGGACUAUUACAUUGCUGAAAAUGCCUUCAUUUAUAAUGUGUUAGAAUAGAUCUAUAAUUUUUCUUUUGCAUUCAUUUACACAAUAAAUAAAUGCAGUGGUCUCCAAUCUCCAGGCCGUGGACCGAUACAUACCGCGAAGAAUGCAGCGGUACAGCGGUGGCCGGAAUGCACCCAACACAUCUUUAAGAAAAAAGCCGAAAUAAACAAGCUAAUUAAUUAGGUGCCGCCCAGAUCAACCACCUCUGAUCUGGGCCGACAUUUACAUGCCGGGCGGCACCUAACUAAUUAGCUUGUUUAUUUCGGCUUUUUUCUUAAAGAUGUGCUGGGUGUGUCCUGGCCACCGCUGUACCGAUGCAUGCUUCACGGCCCGGAGGUUGGGGACCACUGAGUAAAUGUCUUAGUAAUUGAUAAAGUAUCUGCUGUGACUUUGCCUCUUGCCUUUGUCUGAAUCACUAAAUUAACUAUUAAAAUUGCUGAAGAUUUCAGUGUUGCAACGGACUUGGCAUCUGUUCCUUUGUUUUGCCUUCCCAAGGAUGACAGCAGCUUUGUACUUAAACUCAGUGGCUGCUUCUUUGGGUACAGGAAUGGAACCCAGUGUGCAUUUCUGCUGCUAUAGCCAUCCACUUUAAGGUUCAACAUAUUGUGCAUUUUGCAUACCACUGUUUGAAUCACUGUCGCCUUCCUGUCAGCUUGAACCAGUCUGGCCAUUCUCCUUUGACCUCUCUCUUUAGCAAGACGUUUUCACCCACAGAACUGCUGCUCACAGGAUGUGUUGUUUUUUGCUCACCAUUCUUUGUAAGCUCUAGAGAAUGUUAUGCAUGAAAUCCUUGGAGAUUAGGAGCUCCAGGAAUACUCAAACCACCCUAAGGGCACCAACAAUCAUUCUACAGUCAAAGUCAUUUGAAUCUAAACAACUGAGGCUACGUCCACACCAAGUGAUUUUGAAAAUACCUCUGUCCACAUUAAAAUGGGUAUUUGGACAAAUCUCCUCCUGCUGGGCAUGUGCAGGACACAUCUACAGAAAACAAGCGACAUGUUUGGUGUUGAAUCUCGCUGUGAAAGUGCACGUUUGUGCAGUUACUAGAAAAACUUAAAAAGAAAUUGCCAAACGAGCGAAAGCUGUUGGCUCUCGUGUAGGAGGACUUAAAACUAAAAAAAACAAAUACUGGAGCAUAUGGAGGCAACCGACAGGGAGUUCACAGACAGUAUGACCCGGCUGACAACGAAAAUUGAAAAACUGACUAACUCUGUUGCAUUAAUAAAGCACCUUGUUAAAUGUAUAAAACAUGUCUGCAUCAGUGUUAUCUUGUAUUUCCAUGCAAUGUUUCAGUAGGCUGUUACACAUCUAUUGUCAGAGAAGUACUUGCAUAAAUAGGUAAACCACCUUCAUACAAGCAAGGACAGAAAACAGAGCAAAGUGAGUAUACGUAUUUAUUCAGUAAGCUAUGGGUCAAAGUAUUUGGUGAGUACAUUUCUAACUCUUCUGGCUUCAGUCUCGUUGCCGUCUGUUCUGAAAUUGUUAGGUGGUGUGGGGGGGGUUGCGUUCAAGAAAACAAUGAAAUGCCACGCUGCCGCCAUCUGUUCCGGCACGUCAUGACAGCGUUUUUGAAAAUAUCCGUUUACCCCGUCCACACUGCUCUGCACAAUCGCUGUUUUCAAAUUUACACACUCUGGAGGGCAUUUUAGAAAAGUUCCGUUUUCGGGGGAGGAAAACACCGUUUCAGUGUGGAUGGAGGGUCAAAAUGAAGAGAAGAACCUUUGGUUACAGAUUUAUCCGGUCUAGUGUGGACGUAGCCUGAGACUCUUGACCAUGCCUGUAUGCUUUUAUGCAUUGAGUUCUUGCCACAUGAUUGGCUGAUUAGAUAUUUGCAUUAACGAGCAAGUGUACCUAACAAGUGUCCACUGAGUGUAUAGUCAGUGUGAAAUUCUGUACCGAUGCUGAAAUGUGCAUUGGUCUGUAUUUCAGAGUUUUGUCAUUUGCCUCUUGGAAAAUUGCACCUAAAGAUAAUCUGAUAAUGCAACUUUGGCAGAAAAACUAAUCAAGACUUCAAAAUUCCCUGUGUUAAUUAAAAAUGCAGCUCAGGUGCUAAUGUGAAGGAGUUGAUAUCAUUAAUUGGAAUACUGCAGUGUUUGUAUUAUAAUCUGUGUGUAAACAAGAUUCAUCACGUAAAAAAUUGUAGACAUUUGAGCAGCAGUGUGCUGAGGGAGUAAGCGAUAAUAUGCCUGGAUCUCUCAAUCUAUAGCAAUUUACAACGGAGGAGGAUGUUACUCUGCUGAUUGUUCUGAUUAUGGCCAUGAAAGAACUCACUGAUCUUUUGCUCUUGACCCCAUAGCCUUGUAGAUUGCAGCAAUUCAAAUAAUCACCCAAACACUUGUCUCCCUCUCAUGAGGGUUUCUGCCUCUUAUCGUCUAGGAAUUCAGACUGACACCAAGAUCUUGCAGCAAAUUUUUUCCUUUUGCCCUUUUAAUCAUACAGAUUGCUUUAAAUUUACCCCCUUUAUUCCGGCAGAGUGGGGGUACUAAAAUUAAUCCCUCAGUUUAAAGAUCUAGAAACUAUUUCUUAUACACCAAAUUAAUUCAUUGUUUUUGACUACUACUAUACCUGUACAUAGUACCCCCUUAGUUAUUGUUUGCCCUUGUCCAUACACUUCUAAUUCAAUUUAUGCCAUGUCCUGUUUGUAUAGUAGUAGUGCGAUCAUUGGAGUAGAGUAUAAUCUCCUAAUAGAUUGUCUUUAAAUGGAGAAUGCCUGUGCAUGACUGUUUAAUGUGGGGAGGCUGAUGCACGAGCAGCCACCACCGUCCUUGACAGAUCGAGGUCAGGGUUCAGUGGCACGGGAUAAAAGAAAACUGGAUCCUUCAUUGCCAUUGUGAUGUGUCAUCAUUUCCUCUCGCUCCACUAUUGAUUUACCAGUAGUAAGCUCCAGACAGCAUCUAUCUCGGGAUGUCAGACAAGGUAACGAUCCUUGGAGAAGUGUUUAUAUAACUGUGCAAAGCAAAAUAUAUUAUCAUAAAAGUUGCAAAGUUUAAGUUCAUUGCAGUCUCUGAAAAUUGAAGCAACAACUGCUGCAAGAAUUGAACGGGUCAGGAUGGAUCUGUGGAGAAAGAAACAAAAUCUAUGGUAUCUAUGACUAAAAGACUGCCUGAUGUGCAGGAAUGAUUAAAUAAAUUGUAACUUUUGUGUUAAGACUCGAAGCAAGCGUCUGAUAAAUGCAAUUUUUGGAUUUUGUUGUGUCUCAUUGAGAAUCAAUAUUUGUACAGUUUUCACUAUUAGGUACAGUUUUCUGGUGAAGCUUGUGGAUUAUGCUACACAGAUUUUGACUGGGAAUUGAUUAUAAUGUUUCUAAUUUGUGAAAUAUUCUCUGUUCUCUGAAAGGAGAGAAGCUUGAAUUGUUCUAUUUUACCAGCCAUGAAGUCCUAAAGCUUGGCAAAACCUGUCAGAGUGAAGUAAAAAAAACAGUAAGGUUAAUCAGAAAAAUUACAUUAACAGUCAAAUAAAAAUAAAUAUUUGUCAAGCUAUUUGUGCUGGUGCAGCAGCUUUUAGUUAUAUGGCUGUCAUGAAGGCCUGUCUGUUCUCCUGCAUUCAAUUUAUUUAGAAUCAGGUUCAGAUUUAUUCCUGAUUUCUAUGACAUGAAAUCUGUUGUUUUGCAGAGCGUAAAAAUGUAAAGUUGCUAUAAAUUACAAAAAUAAAUCAUGCAA